This is a messenger RNA of Gongylonema pulchrum, 258 nucleotides long. Lineage: Eukaryota; Metazoa; Nematoda; Chromadorea; Rhabditida; Gongylonematidae. The record is from the annotation of a GenBank genome assembly.
AUGGGCUGCGUUUUAGGAACAGCAGCUGAUGAGGAUCGGCAGUCACUUCAAGUGCAGAGGGCUGCCGAAGAGGCACCAUCGCAUUCGCGGCGCAGCGAAGGCAAGAAAGAGGCUGCCCGAGAAAAGGAAGACUCGAAAAUGGAAGAGGGCGAAGUGAGUUCUUCGCCGCCCUCAAGUUCGCGCGUUGAGACCACAGUGUCUCACAGAAGAGUAAGUGCUGCUGUACCAUUUUUUACAUUUAAAUUUCAUAGAACCUAA